Molecule: messenger RNA, 2348 nt
Organism: Salvelinus sp. IW2-2015
Lineage: Eukaryota; Metazoa; Chordata; Actinopteri; Salmoniformes; Salmonidae
Source: RefSeq, a predicted model, not a curated record
AUGACGCUGUCUGUACGUUGCGCUGUCGAGUUCCUCAUCUCUCGUGUUGGUGAAGACUGGAUCUUCCUCAUCCUCCUCGGUCUACUCAUGGCUCUGGUCAGCUGGGUAGUCGACUUCGCAAUCGUCUGUCUACAAGCACAGAAGUGGAUGUACGGAGGCUUGGAGAGUAAUGUGUUUCUCCAAUACCUGGCCUGGGUCACCUACCCUGUGGUGCUCAUCACCUUCUCAGCUGGCUUCACACAGAUACUGGCCCCACAGGCCGUAGGUUCAGGUAUCCCAGAGAUGAAGACCAUUCUGAGGGGUGUAGUGCUGAAAGAAUACCUCACCUUUAAAACCUUUGUGGCCAAAGUGAUCGGCCUCACCUGUGCCCUGGGCAGUGGCAUGCCUCUGGGAAAGGAGGGUCCGUUUGUUCACAUUGCCAGUCUGUGUGCUGCACUCCUCAGCAAGUUCAUGUCUCUGUUUGGUGGAAUCUACGAGAAUGAGUCGAGGAACAUUGAGAUGUUGGCAGCUGCUUGUGCUGUGGGGGUCGGCUGCUGUUUCGCUGCCCCUAUUGGAGGUGUGCUGUUCAGUAUUGAGGUAACAUCUACGUUCUUUGCGGUGAGGAAUUACUGGAGAGGGUUCUUCGCUGCUACCUUCAGUGCCUUCAUCUUCAGAGUCCUGGCUGUGUGGAAUAAAGACGAGGAGACCAUCACAGCUCUGUUUAAAACCCGUUUUCGUCUGGACUUCCCAUUUGACCUCCAGGAGCUCCCAGCCUUCGCUGUCAUUGGUAUUGCCAGUGGUUUUGGCGGGGCGUUGUUUGUCUACCUGAACAGACUGAUAGUCCAGUUCAUCAGGAAACAGAAGACCAUCAACAAGUUCCUCAUGAAGAAGCGUCUGCUGUACCCAGCCCUGGUCACUCUGCUGGUGUCUACACUAACCUUUCCCCCCGGCUUCGGACAGUUCAUGGCAGGCAAGCUGACCCAGAAGGAGUCCCUGGUGACGUUGCUAGACAACCGGACAUGGGCCAAGCAGGGCAUAGCCGAGGGGUUUGACUACAUCGGCAACUCCCAGGCCUGGAAUCACCCCCAGGUCAAUGUCUUUGUCACCCUCGUCCUCUUCAUCGUAAUGAAGUUCUGGAUGUCUGCUCUGGCCACCACCAUUCCUGUGCCAUGUGGAGCCUUCAUGCCCGUCUUCGUCAUUGGGGCAGCGUUUGGCCGUCUGGUCGGGGAGAGCAUGGCCGCCUGGUUUCCUGAUGGCAUCCACUCUGAUGGCACCAUCUACCCCAUAGUGCCAGGAGGGUACGCCGUUGUGGGUGCGGCAGCCCUGUCUGGAGCGGUGACCCACACGGUGUCGACAGCGGUCAUUGUGUUUGAGCUGACGGGUCAGAUCAGCCACAUCCUGCCGGUGAUGAUAGCGGUAAUACUGGCCAACGCCGUGGCCCAGUCCCUCCAGCCCUCGCUAUAUGACUCCAUCAUCAGGAUCAAGAAACUACCCUACCUCCCUGAGCUGGGCUGGGGACACCACGAGAAGUAUAAUAUACGUGUGGAAGACAUCAUGAUCAGGGAUGUGACCUACAUCACCCUCAACUGCUGCUACAGAGACCUGCAUGAUGUACUGCUGGCUGGACACCUAAAGACCCUGGCCCUGCUCGAGUCCAGUGAGUCGAUGAUCCUGCUGGGUUCUAUUGAGCGUGCCCAGCUCCAGGCCCUCCUGUCCCUACAGCUGGGCCGGCCACGGAGGCUGGAGUACCUGAGAGACCGAGCUACUGCUGAGAAGAAGCGCCUGUCGAUGGUCUCCCAUCCGGGCAGCGAGGACGGCUCCCAGAGGGUUAACCAGGAGGUCCGGUUCCAGAUCUCGACAGAGGAGUCUACCUUCAAAAUCUCCUUCUGUGUCAACCCUGAGACAGAAGGCCUGGAGGAUGACUUCGAUGUGGAUGAUGACAUGACCAUCAGAGAGAUUGCAGAGUGGGAGGAGAACCAGCUUGACGAGCAGGUGAACUUUGACAACUGCAAGAUCGACCCUGCCCCCUUCCAACUGGUGGAGCGCACCUCACUACAUAAGACCCACACCAUCUUCUCUCUGCUUGGGUUGGACCAUGCCUAUGUCACCAGCAUCGGACGACUCAUUGGAGUGGUGUCCCUCAAAGAGCUGCGGAAGGCCAUCGAGGGUUCUGUGGCGGUGAAGGGGGUGAAGGUGCGCCCCCCUCUGUCCAGUUUCCGGGACAGCGGCACCAGCGGCACCAGCAGCAGCAAUAGUGAGAACGAAGCCACAGAGCUCCACAAGCUGUGGGACCGCCACAAGUCCAUGUCCCUCCCCCGGGAGCACCUGGCCUCCGACUCUGAUGAGAAGUCCCAGUGAGGGGGAUGGGG